UAAUUUCUAAUUAAUUUGAUUUCAUUUUUAAUCCAAGUAAUUUACAGUUUUCGUUUCUCUACAAUUUAGUGUAAACUUAAAUUCUCUAAAUUGGUAUUUCUAUCAACCAUUUAGAAAUAAUUUUCUCUCUGUGUUCUCAUUUCCUUUUAUUCUCUGUCUAGUUUUUAGAUAUUUGCUCUUCCAUUGUUUUCAUCUUCUCUCGAUAUUUCUCUUAUACCUAUUUUUUUUGUUUUCGAAUUUGCAAUCAAUCAAUCGUUUCGAAUUCACUAUCUCUCUUUCCUGUUCAUACAUAUUCAUAUAUUUCUCUGGCGAUUCUCCUCUUGAAGUGAACAAAUUAACCAUUAACCCGAUUCGUGAUAUGAAUGUGCAGCGAAGCCGUUUACCAACCUACACAGCUAAUGGUAAUACUUAUGGUUACAAUUCACCAUUAACUAAUCGGCGAGGUUCUCUAUCAACACCAUCACCUACUAACAAUAUGUUCAGUCCAUCUCAUCGAGAGUAUCAUCAAGUAACCUCACCUUUCUAUCAAGUAACAACACAAUUAAAUAACAAUUCUAAUUCCAAUGGUUGUGGUGAUAAUUUACUAUCUUCUACUAGAAACUCUUUACCCCGUGAGACAAACCGUCAUUAUGCCACUUCACCUACCUUGAAUUACACCAAUCACAAUAGCUGUACUAAUAAUAACCAUAACAACAACACCAGUAACAACUCUCAUCGCCACCAACCAAAAUUACAACAGCAACAGCAACAUCAUCAUCAUCCACAUUUUCAUCAUCAUCAUCAUCCAUACAACAACCAAACCUGUCACGGUGUUGCUUCUUAUAAUAAUACUAACAAUGUUUUCACCAGUAACAAAAAUUACAACAAUAAUAGUUAUUUCUUUCAAUCAGCUCCUUCAAGUACUCUAACUAGUCCAAGGUGCUCCUUACCUGGUACACCAAACGAUCAUCAUUCAUCACCAUCAAAUCAAUUUAAAUUAGAAUCUCCAUCAAUUAAAUCAUCUUCUUCAACACCUUCCAGAGUCAUGUCAAGACAAACCUCAUCAACAACCUCUUCCUCAGCAACCAAAAAUCGUAAACCAGGCCUAACAAAAUCAUCAACUGUCGCCUCUGUCCUAUCCGAUUCAUCAAUUAAAACGGCCACUAGUAGUGGACUUAAUAGUCGCCGACAAUUUGACAGUUACAUGCCUUUGUGUGAAGUCCAAUCAGCCCUUAAAAAGGGUGAAGUCAUUGAGGGCGUCCUAAGGAUCAAUCCAAAAAAUUUUGAAGAUGCUUAUAUUAGUGCACCGGACGGGCGGAUGGACAUAUACAUUGCCGGAAUAGAAGGUAGAAACAGAGCGUUCAAUGGUGAUAGAGUUGCGGUUGCUUUGAAUCCUCCAAAAAAAUGGAAGAUUCUUUAUGAAAAGCUUCGUGUUAAGUGGAAAGAUUGGGGCCAAGAAAUUGAUGAAACCUUACGAAAUCAGUUAUCCCUCAAGGAAGAUGCUCACCCCAAAGGAUUUUGGCCAACACCAGUUUCUGGUCAGGAAGAGUCAGAAGAAACAAGUCACAGUACAAAAUCAAAAUCGUCAAAAGUCAAACGAAAAUCUGACCCUGUGAUGGACCCUCAACCUUAUGCUCCAUCUUAUGCAAUCACCGAAGAGCAUAUUUUAGACAUGAUAAAUGACCUUGAAGACUUUCAUUGCUCUAUUUUCUCCAAUGAACAAGAACCAAUUGAUGAUGAUGAUGAAGAAGAAGAAGAAAAUGGAUCUGAUGAAGAGAAGACUCCUCACAAAACUCCAACGAAAACAACGUCUUCUAAAAAAAGUAAAUCGGAAUCAGACACCACUGGUGGAAAAAAGAAAAAGAAAAUAAAAUCUAAGAGCAAAGAAUCUUCUAGUACCACACCAAGUAAAUCCAGGAAAAAGGAAGAGGUGAAAGUUAACAUUCCUGAAGGUUUACCUUCAUACUUUGUUGACCUCACCGCUGAAAAUUUUGUCGGGUGUCCUCACUGGGAGGAAUUCAUUCAGAGAACUGGUCAAGUUAAGGCAAUCAUGUCGGAAGUACAUUCUCGCUUUGCUGGAGGUAAAUUAAAAUUGGCUAAAGAUCGUAAUACAAAUUGGGCCUUAUUUUGUCCAACCGAUAGUAAAGUACCUCGAAUGUUAAUUCCCAUGGAUCAGUGUCCACCCGAUUUCAUGGCACAUUCUAACCAUUAUGAUAGCACCAUGUUUAUUGCAAGAAUAGUCUCAUGGGAAGAUGACAGUAAAUUACCAAUUGGUACAUUAGUUAAAAAAUUGGGCUCAUCUGGAGAUAUUAACGUUGAAACUGAAAUUAUUUUAACCGAAAAUGGUAUUGAUGAUAGUGAAUUUGACGAAGAUAUUAUUAUUGGAUUACCUACUGUACAAAAAUCGACUGAUUAUAAAAUACCAAACAAGGAACUUUUAACAAGGAAAGAUUUUCAUGAUGUUUGUGUUUUCACCAUUGACCCAAGUACAGCUCGUGAUCUUGACGAUGCGAUAUCAAUUCGUGACAUCGAAAAUGAAAAAGGUUUAAAUGGAUGUUCAUUGUAUGAAGUUGCCGUUCAUAUUGCCGAUGUUUCGUACUUUUUGAAAGAAGGAUUACCAGUUGAUGAAGAAGCUCGUAAACGAACCACAUCCUUUUAUCUUGUCCAAAAAAUGAUACCAAUGCUUCCCCGUGUUCUUUGUGAAUGUUUAUGCUCCCUAAAUCCAGGUGAAGAUAAACUGACCUUUUCUGUUAUUUGGACAAUGGACGAAGAGGGUAAUACUUAUGGUGAACCUUGGUUUGGUCGUAGUAUCAUUCAAAGUUGCGUUAAAUUAAGUUAUGAGAUUGCUCAAGAUAUGGUUGAUGAUCCAGAACGUGAAUGGACUGAACAAGAUUUCCCAAAAAUUUAUGGCAAUUGGACAGUGGAGGAUAUUAAUCGUUCGGUUAAUUUAUUCAUGAAAAUGGCUCGAAAAAUUCGCAAUCGAAGAUUGGAAACUGGUGCUUUAAACAUGAGAGAAGCUAAAUUAGCAUUUGUACUUGACUCUGAGUCAGGUUUACCCUUAGGGUUUACUCCUCAUAAACAUUUAGAGUCACAUUUUCUCAUUGAAGAGUUUAUGUUAAUGGCUAAUAUGGCGGUGGCAAAAAAGAUUCAUGAUACUUUUCCCGAACACGCUUUCCUCCGUCGGCAUGAACCUCCUGAUAGUCGAAUGUUGAAACAGUUUCAAGAAUAUUGCGUCGCCAAUGGAAUGAAAAAUAUUGACAUUUCAUCCGCUAAAAGCAUUCAAAAGACGUUAAACUCAAUCGACGAUCCACUCAUCUAUACAUCUUUGUCAAAUGUUCUACUUCGAUCUCUGACUCAAGCGAAAUAUUUCUGUUCUGGAUCAGUCCCACAAUCACCAAGCUUUUUCCGACAUUAUGCUCUGAACGUUGAUCUUUAUACUCACUUUACAUCACCCAUUCGACGUUAUCCCGAUGUGAUUGUCCACCGACUUUUAGCUGCUGCUCUUGAUUGUGGUAAAAUGAUUAAAGAUUCACCCGAAGAGUUACAACAAUUGGCCGCUGUUUGUAAUGUAAAGAAAAACGCUUCCCGUUUAGCAUCAACCUCCAGUGGCAAACUAUUUGUCGCUCUUUACAUUAAACAGUGUGGCAUUGUACGUGACGAAGCCGUGGUAGUCCAAAUUUAUGAUCACUCAUUUGACGUAAUGUGUACCAAUUGUAAUGAAUUUUGUAGAGUUUAUUGUGAUAAAUUGGAAGUUGAUCAUUUUGAAUUUGAAGAAUCAGUCUCAGGAUCUAAAGUGAUGAAACUUUUCUGGAAAGGAGCAGGAGCUAAAGUUCAAACAAUUACUCCAUUCACCAAAUUGAAUGUCGAAGUGUCUAUAAGUCCAUCUGAUAUUCACAAAUGGAUUGUCAUUGCUGUCAAUCCAUUUACCAACACUGAAAUUAGUGAUUAAUGAGAUUACCAAAUUUCUUGUAAAGUGAUUGAUACAUUUUCGUUUAUGAUCACAAUCCUUUUGAUCUUAGAAAAAAAUUGUCCAUGAAGUUCAACUUAUGAAAAUCGAUGACAAAAACCACUGCCAUUUUAUCAUCAAUUCAUAUGAAUCAAUUUUUCAUCUUUAAUUUUAUCCCAUCUCUUUUUUUGCUGGAUCUUCAUCCGAUGAUGAAAAUGAACAAAAUUUUCUUAUGUUAGUUUAGAAUCUAAAACAAUUUAAUUGUCGUUUCAUGGUCAGUUUUCGCUCUGUGUCCAUCUAAAAAUCGACUAUUUUGACACUUUCACUCUCACUCUCUCUCUCUCCCCUUCCCUUUUUACAACCUAAAACUGAGAUUAUAUUUAUCUAGUUUCAGAGCAUAAAUUUAAUUAUAGUAAAUUUAAAUUAAGAGCAUCAAAAUUAACACUUCUAGUUAAUUGUGCUAAAUCAGAUCUCUCUCCAUUUCACUUUCAUGAACAAAUAAUUCAGAUCAAAUUGGGUCAAUUUUGCCAAGUCACUUUGCUAAUUGCUUUAAUUUUCUUAAAAAAAAAAUGUUACAACACUUUUUUUUAUUAUUACAUUUAAUUGUUGUUACCAAGAUCAAAAUAAGAUCAAAUAAUAAUUAAGAGAAAGUGAACAAAAAAUUAAACAAAAAAAACGAAGAUUUUAUCUUCAAAA
Panonychus citri (citrus red mite) is the source of this 4621-nucleotide messenger RNA. Its product is annotated as DIS3-like exonuclease 2. Gene Ontology annotation, molecular function: 3'-5'-RNA exonuclease activity; RNA binding. The record is from RefSeq and is a predicted model, not a curated record. Lineage: Eukaryota; Metazoa; Arthropoda; Arachnida; Trombidiformes; Tetranychidae. Gene Ontology annotation, biological process: miRNA catabolic process; mRNA catabolic process. Gene Ontology annotation, cellular component: P-body; exosome (RNase complex). The transcript is spliced from 5 exons. Bases 359 to 3928 code for a protein of 1189 amino acids.